Molecule: messenger RNA, 2509 nt
Organism: Condylostylus longicornis
Lineage: Eukaryota; Metazoa; Arthropoda; Insecta; Diptera; Dolichopodidae
Product: golgin subfamily A member 6-like protein 25
Exons: 2
Source: RefSeq, a predicted model, not a curated record
AUGAAGCAUCAUAAUGAAGAGCGUAUUGAGUGUAGAGAGGAGCGUGUUGAGUGUAGAGAGGAGCGUGUUGAGUGUAGAGAGGAGCGUGUUGAGUGUAGAGAGGAGCGUGUUGAGUGUAGAGAGGAGCGUGUUGAGUGUAGAGAGGAGCGUGUUGAGUGUAGAGAGGAGCGUGUUGAGUGUAGAGAGGAGCGUGUUGAGUGUAGAGAGGAGCGUAUUGAGUGUAGAGAGGAGCGUAUUGAGUGUAGAGAGGAGCGUGUUGAGUGUAGAGAGGAGCGUGUUGAGUGUAGAGAGGAGCGUGUUGAGUGUAGAGAGGAGCGUAUUGAGUGUAGAGAGGAGCGUGUUGAGUGUAGAGAGGAGCGUGUUGAGUGUAGAGAGGAGCGUGUUGAGUGUAGAGAGGAGCGUGUUGAGUGUAGAGAGGAGCGUGUUGAGUGUAGAGAGGAGCGUGUUGAGUGUAGAGAGGAGCGUGUUGAGUGUAGAGAGGAGCGUGUUGAGUGUAGAGAGGAGCGUGUUGAGUGUAGAGAGGAGCGUGUUGAGUGUAGAGAGGAGCGUGUUGAGUGUAGAGAGGAGCGUGUUGAGUGUAGAGAGGAGCGUGUUGAGUGUAGAGAGGAGCGUGUUGAGUGUAGAGAGGAGCGUGUUGAGUGUAGAGAGGAGCGUAUUGAGGGUAGAGAGGAGCGUGUUGAGUGUAGAGAGGAGCGUGUUGAGGGUAGAGAGGAGCGUGUUGAGUGUAGAGAGGAGCGUGUUGAGUGUAGAGAGGAGCGUGUUGAGUGUAGAGAGGAGCGUGUUGAGUGUAGAGAGGAGCGUGUUGAGUGUAGAGAGGAGCGUGUUGAGUGUAGAGAGGAGCGUGUUGAGUGUAGAGAGGAGCGUGUUGAGUGUAGAGAGGAGCGUGUUGAGUGUAGAGAGGAGCGUGUUGAGUGUAGAGAGGAGCGUGUUGAGUGUAGAGAGGAGCGUGUUGAGUGUAGAGAGGAGCGUGUUGAGUGUAGAGAGGAGCGUGUUGAGUGUAGAGAGGAGCGUGUUGAGUGUAGAGAGGAGCGUGUUGAGUGUAGAGAGGAGCGUGUUGAGUGUAGAGAGGAGCGUGUUGAGUGUAGAGAGGAGCGUGUUGAGUGUAGAGAGGAGCGUGUUGAGUGUAGAGAGGAGCGUGUUGAGUGUAGAGAGGAGCGUGUUGAGUGUAGAGAGGAGCGUGUUGAGGGUAGAGAGGAGCGUGUUGAGUGUAGAGAGGAGCGUGUUGAGGGUAGAGAGGAGCGUGUUGAGUGUAGAGAGGAGCGUGUUGAGUGUAGAGAGGAGCGUGUUGAGUGUAGAGAGGAGCGUGUUGAGUGUAGAGAGGAGCGUGUUGAGUGUAGAGAGGAGCGUGUUGAGUGUAGAGAGGAGCGUGUUGAGUGUAGAGAGGAGCGUGUUGAGUGUAGAGAGGAGCGUGUUGAGUGUAGAGAGGAGCGUAUUGAGGGUAGAGAGGAGCGUGUUGAGUGUAGAGAGGAGCGUGUUGAGUGUAGAGAGGAGCGUAUUGAGGGUAGAGAGGAGCGUGUUGAGUGUAGAGAGGAGCGUGUUGAGUGUAGAGAGGAGCGUGUUGAGUGUAGAGAGGAGCGUGUUGAGUGUAGAGAGGAGCGUGUUGAGUGUAGAGAGGAGCGUGUUGAGUGUAGAGAGGAGCGUGUUGAGUGUAGAGAGGAGCGUGUUGAGUGUAGAGAGGAGCGUGUUGAGUGUAGAGAGGAGCGUGUUGAGUGUAGAGAGGAGCGUGUUGAGUGUAGAGAGGAGCGUGUUGAGGGUAGAGAGGAGCGUGUUGAGUGUAGAGAGGAGCGUGUUGAGUGUAGAGAGGAGCGUGUUGAGUGUAGAGAGGAGCGUGUUGAGGGUAGAGAGGAGCGUGUUGAGUGUAGAGAGGAGCGUGUUGAGGGUAGAGAGGAGCGUGUUGAGUGUAGAGAGGAGCGUGUUGAGGGUAGAGAGGAGCGUGUUGAGUGUAGAGAGGAGCGUGUUGAGUGUAGAGAGGAGCGUGUUGAGGGUAGAGAGGAGCGUAUUGAGUGUAGAGAGGAGCGUGUUGAGUGUAGAGAGGAGCAUGUUGAGUGUAGAGAGGAGCAUGUUGAGUGUAGAGAGGAGCGUGUUGAGUGUAGAGAGGAGCGUGUUGAGUGUAGAGAGGAGCGUGUUGAGUGUAGAGAGGAGCGUGUUGAGUGUAGAGAGGAGCGUGUUGAGGGUAGAGAGGAGCGUGUUGAGUGUAGAGAGGAGCGUGUUGAGUGUAGAGAGGAGCGUGUUGAGUGUAGAGAGGAGCGUGUUGAGGGUAGAGAGGAGCGUGUUGAGUGUAGAGAGGAGCGUGUUGAGGGUAGAGAGGAGCGUGUUGAGUGUAGAGAGGAGCGUGUUGAGUGUAGAGAGGAGCGUGUUGAGUGUAGAGAGGAGCGUGUUGAGUGUAGAGAGGAGCGUGUUGAGUGUAGAGAGGAGCGUGUUGAGUGUAGAGAGGAGCGUGUUGAGUGUAGAGAGGAGCGUGUUGAGUGUAGAGAGGAGCGUAUUGAGGGUAGAGAGGAGCGUAUUGAGU